Molecule: messenger RNA, 1500 nt
Organism: Triticum aestivum (bread wheat)
Lineage: Eukaryota; Viridiplantae; Streptophyta; Magnoliopsida; Poales; Poaceae
Product: putative cysteine-rich repeat secretory protein 14
Exons: 2
Coding region: 129-1046 (305 amino acids)
Source: RefSeq, a predicted model, not a curated record
GUCGUGGUUAACACCGCACCAACCAAGCUGAGGAGUUGAAGUUCGAGACAUUCUCGACUGCCGGCUGCCGCCCCCUCUUCUACGGCUCCACUUCCAAGUGCCAAAGCGGCCACGCCACAACCACAACAAUGGCGCUUCCAGCGACCUCGUGGCUGCUCAUCUCCCUCCUCCUCGCCGUGACGCCAGCCCCUAGCACCUGUGAGGAGAGCGUGCGCAUCGCGGGCGCAGGCGGCUUGCUGCAGUGCUACCCGGCGCCGGCGCUCACCAACGCCACUAACGGCACGGCGUUUCGCGCCACCCUGCUCCCGCUCCUCGGCUCUCUCCCCUCCGCCGCCGCGCCCACGGGCUUCGCCUCCCUACGGUCCGUCACUCGCGGGGAGCGCGCGUUGGCGCGGGGGCUCUGCUUCGGCAACUCCACGGUGCCGUCCGAGUGCGCCCGGUGCCUGUCCGCCGCGGCUGGGAACCUCACAGCUGGCUGCGGCGCCACCAGCCGGCGCCCCGGCAUCUGGAGCGACCGGUGCUUCGUCGGCUACGCCGACACCAACGCAUCCUCGUCAAACGAGGACGGCUUCCGCGCGCGCGUCCUCCUCCCGGGCGACGACGCCGUCCCUCGCUCUGUGGCCAGCACCAAAUCCUUCUACUACGCCCACCUGCACGAUGUACUCGUCGCCAUGGAGAAGGACGUGGCGCGGCGCGCGGCCGCGAACAUCUCCGGGCCGCGGAUGCUGGCCACAGCGGAGGAGACCAACUCCGACAGCGCGGUGAGCAGAACAGUGCACGUUCUGGCGCAGUGCGGGAGGGACCGCACGGCGGCGGCCUGCGUCCGGUGCCUACAGAACUCGGUGCAGGCCGUGCACUGGGACCUCAACGCUGCCCGCGUCGACGGUGGCGUGGCGGCCGCGGUGGUGGGCUUCAACUGCUACAUGCGGUUUGAGGUCUCCACUGCAGUGGGUGGCGACACUAUCACUGGCGUUAUGCUACUGGUGGCAUUCGUGCUAUGUAUAUUUACAGGAGGCGCAUGUGGGUGUUUGUGUCCUGUACCCUGAUGAAGUUGAGAAAGAAGGAUAAAAUUCGUUGCAACGAUAUCAGAGAUCAGGAACGCAAUAAAACCUUAUGUUCCAAUUAAGUUUCUUAUUGCAUACUCUGUAUAUCUUAAUGGGAAACGCUUCCUCUCAGUAGUCUGAUAUGAAAGCUUUCCUCAUACCACUCCGGUAUCGUCGAUACAGUUUUAAGUUUUAGAGGCUGUUUGGAUCGCAGCCCUCGUCUUUUUUUUAAGCAAGAAAACUAGGUCUUUAUUGAUCAAUACCAAUAUUUACAGGAAAUGCGAUUGGGUCACUCGACGUGCCCAACCAAAUAUGGCGCCCGUAAGGUAGAGAAGUACCUGACCUAGCUAAUCUAUGAGCUUUAGUAUUUGAAGCUCGAGGUUCGAAAACAAAAUUACAAGAAGUAAAAAUUUUCACGGUUUCUAGGAUCUCCCUAAUAACACUUCCAUAGCUUCCU